UACUGCUUACAGCCUUUAAGUGGUAGGCUAUAGGUGAAUGUCUGAUGGGAGCAAAAGUAUUCCAGUCCUGUUAAUUGGAUCCUUUUAAAAUCCGUUAAGCGGCUCUACAGAAGUCUUUUCUGUAGCAUGGAAAGACGCAAACACUCCAUCAAUAUGUUAGAUGAUACGGAGAGUAAAAAUGAUUCAGCGAUUUCCGAUGAGCAGCGAGUGAUUCAGCGUCAGCAGAUGGACAGCGCGACUCAAGAGUGUCCGCCGCCGAAAGCCACAGCGAAGAUAAAAAAGACUGUCCUAACAGAAGAGUACAAGUUUACGGAACAGGUGCUCGGACUAGGCAUUAACGGCAAAGUCUGGGCGAUUUUACAAAAGAAAAGUGGACAGAAAUAUGCUUUAAAGAUGCUGCAGGACACCCCUAAAGCAAGACGAGAAGUAGAGCUUCACUGCAGGGCAUCGGCCUGUCCAUGUAUUGUAGAAAUUGCAGAUGUCUUUGAUAAUUUCUACCAAGGAAAAAAGUGUUUGCUUCUCAUCAUGGAGUGUAUGGAGGGUGGAGAACUCUUUCGCCGCAUACAGGAGCACGGUGAUCAAGGUUUUACUGAAAGAGAAGCCUCUGAAAUAAUGAGGAGUAUUGGAGAAGCUGUUGAGUUUCUGCAUGGUUUUAACAUUGCACACAGAGACCUCAAGCCAGAGAAUUUGCUGUACACAUCGAAGCAUCCUGAUGCCCAGCUCAAGCUCACAGACUUUGGAUUUGCCAAAGAAACCACAACAAACAAAUGCUUGACAACCCCAUGCUACACACCGUACUAUGUGGCCCCAGAGGUGCUUGGUCCAGAGAAAUAUGAUAAGUCAUGCGAUAUGUGGUCAUUAGGAGUCAUCAUGUACCUUCUGUUAUGUGGAUAUCCACCAUUCUACUCAAACCAUGGUUUGCCAAUCUCCCCAGGAAUGAGAUCUCGCAUAAGGAACGGCCAGUAUGAAUUUUCUAUGCCUGAAUGGUCAGCAGUAUCAGAGGAAGCCAAGCAGCUCAUUCGCCAAUUACUGAAAACUGAUCCAACGGAGAGAAUGACCAUCACAGAGUUCAUGAACCAUUCUUGGAUUAAUAAAUCACUAACUGUCCCUCAGACGCAUUUACACACAAGUAAAGUUCUUAAAGAAGAGAGUCAUGUGUGGGAAAAGGUCAAGGAGGAGAUGACUAAUGCCCUUGCAACCAUAAGAGUGGACUAUGAACAAAUAAGGAUCAAAGCCAUCAUAGACUCAUCCAAUCCCCUUCUGGCAAAGAGAAGAAAGAGAAUGAGAACGACAACCACAAAAGAGGCAGCUUAAUAAAAAAGACAUGUUAUUUUGUGGCUCCUUUAAAACUCUGAAAGAUCAGAUGUUUUGAACAUGAAAACAUUUAGCCUUUUCAUGACUUGUUGUUUAUAAUUCAAGUUCUGCCCCAAGUAAGGGAAAAUGUACAGGCAGCCAGUUGUGAUCGCAGAA
Messenger RNA from Triplophysa dalaica, 1470 nucleotides. It is a transcript of the gene mapkapk2b, whose product is annotated as MAPK activated protein kinase 2b. Gene Ontology annotation, molecular function: calcium-dependent protein serine/threonine kinase activity; calmodulin binding; calcium/calmodulin-dependent protein kinase activity. Lineage: Eukaryota; Metazoa; Chordata; Actinopteri; Cypriniformes; Nemacheilidae. Bases 127 to 1314 code for a protein of 395 amino acids. The record is from RefSeq and is a predicted model, not a curated record. Gene Ontology annotation, cellular component: nucleus; cytoplasm. The transcript has 10 exons. Gene Ontology annotation, biological process: intracellular signal transduction; toll-like receptor signaling pathway; peptidyl-serine phosphorylation.